AUGCGGGCGGUUCGCAGAAAAGUUGUUCCGAAGGGUGCCUUCGAGGAGCUCGAGUCGGCGGCGACAGGCGAGCACCACGACUUCGACACCCUUCCGCUGGUGGCGCUUUCAGAUCAGCCGAAGGCCGCCGCUGAACCGGAAGAGCCUGCCGUAGGUGAAGACGUUAUGCCUUUGGACAUGGAGCUUGCCCUUGAAGAUGAGGCUCCUGCUGCUCCUGCUGCUGCGGCCGAAACAUCAACAUCACCAGUGCCGUAUGCACAGGAAGAGGUCAUCGAUAUCGACGACCUCAACCAAGUGGCCGGGCAGGCGGCAGUGCAGCUCGUGCCGUUGUCAAAUCUGGCAGUGGCAAGGCAACUGAUCAUGCUGGGUGAAGAGGAGCAGCAAGCUGUGCUUGGCUUUUUUCAAGCUCAACGGCGGGAAGAAAUUCAAACCUUGCUGGAUCAGGCGCCCGACUCACUGGCAGUGGCUGGGGAUGCCGGGGAUGGCGGAUACGGCGGAUUUGCUGGAGACGCCAUGCCGGUGUCUCAUGCCUACUUCGAAGGGACUCUGGCACCUUUCGAGAGGCCCACGGACGGCGAUGGUUCAGUACGGAAGAAGCGGCGCACGCAGUUCGUUGCAGACGAGCUGCCGGAGAUCCCCAAAGAGACCUACAGAGGGUACAUGAACGAUCGGGACAAAAUCACCCGCAAGGGAGAUCUCGACUACCACCUGAUGCUCCCACACUACUCGCCCCACCUGCCUAACUUUACAACCACCUUCACAGACAUGUGCAAGACAUUGUGUGAAGGUAUUCUGUGGGGCUCGGAGGUUGCAGAAAAGAGACGGCGACUGACUAAAGACGCCGAGCCGGACCGCGUCUUCGAGGCUGCAGGUGUGUUCACAGGCGCAGGCGGCGCAGGUCCAUCACAGCCUGCAGCGAUGCCCGAGGAGGUCAGCAUCCUGACCGAGGAGCAGCGGAAUAAUCUCAGCCUGUACGUGAAGCAGAAGACUGCUGACAAGCCGAACUCGCUUGCACCGUUGCUUGGGCCAGUGCUCAGCCCUGACAAAGCGGGCCUCAGGAGCGCUCGUACUCGCACAGGAAGUUAG
This is a messenger RNA of Symbiodinium necroappetens, 1086 nucleotides long. NCBI's taxonomy places the organism in Eukaryota, Dinophyceae, Suessiales, Symbiodiniaceae. The record is from the annotation of a GenBank genome assembly.